This is a messenger RNA of Caenorhabditis angaria, 4699 nucleotides long. The record is from the annotation of a GenBank genome assembly. NCBI's taxonomy places the organism in Eukaryota, Metazoa, Nematoda, Chromadorea, Rhabditida, Rhabditidae.
AUGUUGAAUCAAUUGAUUUUUGCAUCGAUUUUUUGGUCAGGAAGUUUUGCAAAUUAUCAUCAUAAUGAUGAGGUUUCUUGUCAGGUUGGUUGGAUUUUCAAAAUAAAAUUCAUUAAAAAAUUAAUUUCAGCGACAUCGCGGUGGGGAACCUUUGGCAGUUGGACUUUUAUAUGUGAAUCAAUCGAAUUAUCCGAACCCAUCACCAGCUUUCGACAAAGCUUGGGAAGAUGUUAGAAAUCGAUCUUGUUAUUUGGAAAAAUAUAGUUUGGCUAAAUUGCAAAAAGAUACAGAGGUGAGUAAGGGAAAUUUCUGACGAGUUUGAGGUUUUUGGCAAGCUUGAAGUUAAGCUGAUUUUUUGAAGUUAAGUCAAGUAAUGUCAAAAUAAGAACUGAACAUAAAGUUCUAGACUUGAUUGUAACCUAAAGUCCUAAACUCAAAAUCAGUUACCUAACCAUUUUCUAUCGGGUAUCAAAACAAUUCGAGUAAAUUUCUGAAACUCGAAAAAAAGUUCCAAAUUUUUCGAACCACAGUAUUUUCACUGAACAUGGUUCGAAAAUUUGAAUUUUUCUUGAGUUGCAGAGAACUUAUUCAUUCUCUACUUCUUUAAAGGAACAUGUAUCAAUCAUAAAAAUGAUAUAAAUAUUUUUUCCUCCCGAAAACAGCAUUUUUCCCAUCCAACGUAAAUUCAAUUUUAUUCUUCUUCUUCUUCUUUUUCUCUUCUUCUUCUUCUAACUUUAUUUCGUCGUGCUCGACCAGCCAAAAAAGAAACAUCCAUAAAAAAUUUUCGUCCGUUUUUUCUCAAAAAUGAGCAAAAAAAAGAGAAGAAAAAGUUUGUCAGGUUGGCGACUCGCAUGACUGAACUUUUUGAAAUGCGCAAAGAAUUGCAAAUAUUUAUAAGGGUUUUUCUGGAACCAUCAAAAGAGGAAGACAGGAUUGGGGGAAAUUAGAGUUUGAAAAACAAAAAAUAAAUUAUUUUUUACAGUGUAAGGCUUCGCUGGGAAUGAAAGCAUUAUUCGACUUGAUUCAUUCAAAUCCUAAACCAGUUGCAAUUUUGGGUGGACAAUGUACAGAAGUGAAUGAACCAUUGGCAAUGGCUUCAAAAUAUUUCAAAAUUGUACAAUUGAGCUACGCCGAAACUCAUGCAAAGUUUUCAUCUUCGGAUUCACAGGAGGUUUGUUUUGGAUUCGGAAUAAAAAACUGGUUUUAAAAAUCUUUUUUUCGUUCAAAAAACUUCAAUGAAAUUUUCUGAUCAAAAAUAAUCCACGAGAUAAUUACACUUUUUUCUUUUUUUUUCUUCCGAUUUUCGAACUAUGUAUGAACAACCAACUAAAAAAUGAAUUUCUCUUUUUUUGCUGAGCUGCUGGGAAAAUUGCCUCCGGCCAGAAAAUUUAGUUUUUUUUCUCAACAUAGAAUUUCAAAAAAAUAGGGGAAUCUUAUUUAUUUAUUUUCAAAACAAUCUAAUCUGAACAUGAUUUUUUCAGCUUUUCCCCACAUUUUUCCGAAUGGUUCCUGGAAAUCGAAACACGAAUCAAGCAAAAAUCAAAUUUUUACAACAUUUUAAUUGGAAACGUGUUGGAACUGUUAAACAAAAUGAUCAUCCAAGAUAUGCACUGGUUAGUUUAUUUUGUUGAAAACUUGGACGAAAUUUUCAAAAAACCCAAUUUUUGGGCCAUAUUUUUAAUCCAAAGCGACAUAUUAAUACCCAUAAAUCAUAAAGACAUAUAUUUUUUGUUGUUGGAAACAAAACAAAAAAUCUGGCGGAGAAUUAUUCAUUUUUCGCGGCACUGACACGAUUGGAGGAUGAAAAUUUAUUGAGAAGCUGCGCAAUUUAUGAGGGAACGUUUUUUUUCGAAAUGAGAUCAAAAAUUGAUGAACAUUUAUUUUCACAAAAUGAUAGGAUUAGAACGAACCACAAUUAUGGGGCUUUAAAGUUCUAACCUUAAACUUUGAUUUUCAAAAAACGUUCUUCUCCCAAACUUCAUUUUUUCAGCCACAUGAAACCCUAACAAAUCGACUUGUCAACAAUGGUUUAUCAAUUGUUCGAACUGUCGGAGUAAAUCGAGAACAAAUUUCAAGCAUUGGUGACGAAUUGAAUGAGUUAAAGGUAGGCCACGCCCACUUUUCCGGUUUUUUUUCUGAUUUCGGAGAAAGUCGUUUGUGUUUGUGUCACUAGAAAACAAGAAGACAUGAAUAAUGAGAUGUCGCACAGCAGAUAAGACUCUCUUGGGGAAUCUUUUCGCGACACACACACAAUAAAAUCUCGGGCUCUUUUUUUCGGAAUCAGGGAGCAGGGCGAAAGGAAGGGGAAAUGAUUUGAUUUCAAACACCAAAAUUUUUAUUGUUGAAACUUCACCGGUUUUUGACUGAAAAAUCAAGUCCUGCUCCCGAGAUAAUCUUCAAAAAAAAUUUUCAUAUUUUAGAACGAUGAUGCUCGAAUUAUAAUCAUGGAUGCUGACGCAGAAAUGGCAACUACAGUACUCUGCGCUGCUUAUCUUCGUGGAAUGACUGGAUCGAAUUAUGUUUGGAUUUUACCUGGAUAUCAUUCUUCAACUUGGUUCAACACAAAUGUGACAACAAAUUGUACAGAUAGUGAAUUGGAAGCCGCGCUCAAACAUCAUUUCAUAUUUCAAUUUGCUUUGGCAAGACAAGAUGUCGAGACGAAAAUUGUUGGAAAUACGGUGAGAUUCUUGGGAAAAUGGAGUCAUUUUGAAAUCAAACUGUAGAGAAUUAUUCGAAAAAAAAAGAAAAAAGCUAGCGAUUUUAAAAAAAAUCUACUCUUUGUCUCUGAAAACUUAGCUACAGUAACCGAACAACAUUUCUAAUUAUUUAUUCUUCCAGUAUGCUGGAUUUGUUUGGGAUGAAAUUUCGGCCAACGACGCUCAUAACAAAUUCCGCGGUUAUGUUUAUGAUGGAGUUUGGGCUCUCGCACGCGCUCUUACUCAUUCUUUCAAUGAAGACAAAGAGUUCUCCCAUGAAAAAAUGCUCGACAAUAUUAUCAAUUUAGAUAUGCAGGGGGUUACGGUAAGUUCUCUAAGUUUUUUUAGCAUUAUCCAAUGUUAUUCUUAAGGGUCGAGUCAAAUUUUUGAAUAACGAACGACUUGGUUUGGUGGAGAUAUUACAGUGGAGCGGAGAAGAAUAUAUUUCUGUUGGAAUGUUUGAUGGAACUAAUGAGAAACUUGAAAUUAAGGAGGUUUUGAAUUCGACUGGAUGGACAAGACCACAGGAUUCGACAAUUCGAGCAGAUCGACAUGAAUAUAUUUCGAGUUUUUUGUUUUUGGCAAUGAGUUUGUUGGCGAUGAUUGGGAUUACAUUGGCACUUAUAUUUUUGUUGAUCAAUUUUAGAUAUCGGAAUCAUAGGUGGGUGCAUAUUUUGGGCAGAUUUUUCAAACAUUUCAUUCUUAAAUACAAUGUUUUCAGAUUUAUCAAAAUGUCAUCUCCAAAUCUCAAUAAUAUCAUAAUUGCUGGUUCAAUCUUUACAUUUGUCUCAGUUAUUCUUCUUGGAAUUGAUACUCGUCUUGUUGAUCCUGAAAACUAUGUUCGAAUUUGUUAUCUCAAAACAUGGACUCUUUGUUUGGGAUUCACGUUGGCAUUUGGUGCAAUGUUUUCGAAAACUUGGCGAGUUCACUCAAUUUUCACAAAUAUUCGAAUGGAUCGAAAAGCAAUCAAAGACUCCAAAUUAUUCAUGAUUUUGGGAGCAUUAUUAUUGAUCGAUAUUGUUGUUCUAUUUUUCUGGGCAAUUUUGUCACCAUUCAGUAUGAAUACUGUCAAAUUACCUGAUAUUCAUGAAGACAAUACUGUAAUUACUCCAAAAAUUGAGACUUGUGCAUCGAAAAAUUCGGCAGUGUUUCAAGCGAUUCUCUAUGCGGUUAAAGGAAUUGUUAUGGUAAGUUGGAGAUUAAUAUGAGCAAUAAAAUACAUUUUUUUUACAGAUUCUUGGAUGUUUUCUCGCUUGGGAAACACGUCACGUUAAUGUUCCAGCAUUGAAUGAUAGUAAAUAUAUUGGAACAAGUGUUUAUUGUGUUGUUGUUAUGAGUGUUUUGGGAUUAUCAACAUCUGUAAUUCUGCAGGUAUGAAAAAUAAUUAUUUGGAAUUUGUUUGGGAUAAAAAUAGAAAAUCUAAAAUUUAUUUUCUUUCCCAACUUUCGCAAAAUCUUUUUCCAGGACCGAGUCAAUGAAAUGUUUGCACUUGCUUCAUUUUUCGUUAUAUUCUCAACAACUCUCACUUUAUGCCUCGUUUUUGUCCCAAAAGUUAUUGAAUUGGCAAGAAAUCCGAUCGGAAAUGAGCCAAGAGCAUAUCGACGUGGAUUAAUGAAAAGUGUUGUGGCAAAAACAUCACAACCAAUGUCACCAGCUGCGAGGUUCGGACUUUUUAGGGUUUGGAAAAAAGUUUGGUGAGGGAAAUACAACUUGAAGUUCAAAAUUCACCGCUAAUUUUUUCAAUAACAAAAAAUUCAAAAUUUCGAAGUGAACUCAUCAUUAUUUUUGUAUCAAAAUUUGAACUUUUACCAAAUUUUUUCUAGUUCAAAAAUGCUCUCAUUUCCUAAUAUUUCAGUGAUAUGUGUAGUGGUGAUGUUUUGAUGAAAGCUGAAAAUGAAAACACAGUUCGUCGUCGAUAUCUUCAUCAAAAAUCGAGUCAACUUUGGGAUCUCGUAGAAAAACUAAAAGCAAAAGGAGAUCAUCAAUUUUUGCAACAAGGUUAG